Molecule: messenger RNA, 441 nt
Organism: Fraxinus pennsylvanica
Lineage: Eukaryota; Viridiplantae; Streptophyta; Magnoliopsida; Lamiales; Oleaceae
Source: the annotation of a GenBank genome assembly
AUGGUGAUGGAGGUGGUUUUUGAGAUUUUUUUGUUGUCAAUGGUGUAUGUGGAUCUGGAAAUGUUAGUGGUGGAUUUUGGUGGUGGUGAGGUGGUGGAUUUGACACUGUUGGUUGUGGCUUUUGAUAAGCCGCUAUUGUUUAAGCGUAGUUGGAAUAUUCAGAUUCUUGCCGGUGUAAACGAGCCUGAAGAAAAACUUGUUGGCAGGUUCCGCAGGGAGGUGUUGAAGGCGGGUGUUCUUCAGGAAUGCAAGCGUAGAAGGUUUUUUGAAAGUACGCAGCAGAAAAAGAAGAGGAAGACCCGUGAAGCUGCUAAACGUAAACGGAAAAGGCGGCCACAAUCUAAAGCAUCAGUAAGGGUCAAGAAGGAAGAUCUGAAGAAGAAAGAUGACUCUGAGGAUGAUAACUGGGAGAUUUUUGAUGUAGAUUUGCCAUAUUGUUGA